AUGACGCGACGUCGUGAUGACGACACUGCAGAUUACGAUCCGUACACCGGCGUACUUCCCGUUCUUCCGCCUGGAACAGAGUUUCCGGACAAGAACCCGCGCAGCAACGCCGCAACAGCUGCCUCUGCCGCCGGAGUGCGUGCCUUGAGCGCCCAGGCCAUCGCAUUCUACUUCCGAGCCCCGGUAAAAGCAUUCUUCCGGACCCGUGUCGACUACCUCGCCUACGCACGCAGUGUGCAUCAGGCCCAGAUCGACGCACUCGCACAGGCUGCUGCAAGAGAGCCAUCGUCUAGGUUGCGGGCGACUCUCCACCAGGCAUGGUUCUAUCUGCGGGGCACUACCCCCGGCGUGCUCACCUCCGCCGUGAAGCAACAUGGAUGGAGCGUUCUGCCUAACCAAGUUCUUCCGCCGCUUAUUGCAAAUGUGGGUGUUGGUGCUGUACUGUACACCAGCUACCUCACAAUCCUCGGCAACUUGCAUGAGGAAAGUGGAAAGUCGAGAAAGACCGUCUACCCACCGCCACAUCCGACGCAGACCUUCACCGCCGGGCUCCUCGCUGGAAGUCUUCAAAGUUUCAUUGCAGCACCCUUGGACGCAAUUCAAGCCAGAUAUGACCAUCGUGAUCUUAUUACUGCCGAGGGUGGGAAACCGAGAAGCAUGUGGGCUUUCAGCGCCGAGAAACUACGAGAGAUAGGCAUGCGCGGCAUAUUUGCUGGCUGGGGCCUGUCCCUUAUGAAGGAUAGUUUUGGUGCCGCGAUAUUCUUCAGUGUCUUCGAGUAUGUGAAGGCUCAAGGAUACCACCGCUUCGUCUCCUGGUAUUACGGUGGACUGGAAGAGCAUAUCGUCGACUUUUUAGCCAGGAAGCGACCGCCCAAGAAAGACACAUCCGACGAGGACGAUAAGCAGCCACUGAUCAUCCGGCCUCACUAUGCCAUCGAGCCGUUGUUUCUGCUGCUCGGUGGUCUUAGCGCUUCGUUUGCCCAGCAGAUUGUACUCCAUCCGUUGACACACGUGCAAGUUGAACACUGGGAUCGCCUAGAAGAAUUAGACGCCAAGGCGGCUAAGCUAAGAGAAUUCCGUGGGGCGAACCCGGGCCAGCGACGAGAUGAAUGGAGGAUGUUUAGGGCCUACUACCGAGCAUACAAGGAGACGUGGUCGGAAUGUUGUGCUGAGGCUGCAAAGGAAGGACUGAGUGUGAGGAAAUGGCUUUGGCGUGGCUUCUGGUGGAACACGAUCCGCCAGGUUCCCAGUACAAGUGCUGGAUUGAUCAUUUUUGAAUUGGUUCGACGCAAGUAUGGCCUGGGCAGCGAAGAGGUUCGUAUUGAAGGAGAUGGGUAUGAUAUCCUGCUUAACUAG
Colletotrichum graminicola M1.001 is the source of this 1356-nucleotide messenger RNA. RefSeq lists its product as uncharacterized. Gene Ontology annotation, biological process: mitochondrial L-ornithine transmembrane transport. The transcript has a single exon. Gene Ontology annotation, molecular function: L-ornithine transmembrane transporter activity. Bases 1 to 1356 code for a protein of 451 amino acids. Lineage: Eukaryota; Fungi; Ascomycota; Sordariomycetes; Glomerellales; Glomerellaceae. The record is from RefSeq and is a predicted model, not a curated record.